UUGGUUAUUUACGCUUAGCGACAGACCGAAGAUUCGUAUCAGUCUCGAGGAAACUGCAGCAAGAGCAACAAGAAAUCAUGACGUUCACAUGUCGACAAAUAAUUCUAGCGAUGAUAAUUUCGUCGGCAAAUAUCAUAUUUGGUGACAUUCUGGUUCAACCCGGUUACGAACAUCAAUAUAGUCACAAUCCGUCUUAUCUGCCAUACCAGACUGCCUCACGUUACAAGGUGUCGUCUGCGGCCGAACAGCAUGCAAAACAAUUAGCAACUCAACCCUUGAAGCAAUAUCCUUCGGGAGUUCGGAUAGUGCAUCCCUAUUAUGUACCGGAAGUUCACCAAGACAAAGUUCGAUCAAACUUGAUGGGAUAUCCAUUUCAUUUACUACAUCAUUAUCCUCUUCAUCACUACGUAUCAACGAAACCUGCCCACACCUUACCCUACGUGAAGCUAGCUCGUGAAUAUAUGCAACCCUCAGUAUUCAUCGCUCACUCCAAUCCUUUGGUAGCACACUACCGGCAUAAAAGGUCAACCGAUUUUACAAACGUCAAAUCUAACAUACCCGCGAUCGCUACACAUGAUGUGGCCACGAAGCCGUCCUUAAUCGACGCCAAAUAUUCUACAGCUAUCGACUCGCUGCUUCCGGAAAGCAAAUCUACCGAUACUAAUGAUAAGCAUGUAAAGACCCAAAGCGAUUUUGCAGCAAACUCAUUUUUAUUUGGUUUAAAUCCGAAUAAGAUGUACUCCAAACUUAAAACCGAAAAUCUAGACGACAAAAAGGACGAAACACAGCAUCCGAUUUCUAAACGUAAUCACGCCACUUUAAUUACGCCACUCACGCCAUUAAUUCUGACCCAGCCAUUUACAUCAGAUUCUACUAAAGCAACAGUAACCGAACCGGCGCAACAAACGUCGUCAAGUUCCCAGAAAAAAGGACCAAGUCAAGAGCCAUCUCCUAAUCACGAAGACCCACAUCUCACUCCCAAGCCAUCUUCUACAAAUUUGGAGCAAUCUAUGAGCCCGAUAACUAUAUCUCAAGAGUCAGAAGAGGAAUCGCAAGAAGAUGAUAGCAAAUAUUAUAACGACUAUCGCACAUUUACUUUGCCAAUAACGUCAAUAGCAUAUCGUCCAACAAUACCAUUCGUAUAUAAGUUUUGGCCAAGUUAUAUAACGUAUGAUACCGAAAUGCAUCCGAGUAAGAAGAAAUACCUAGAUCAGCAAAAUAUAUUUAAUUAUCUAACCCGUCAAUCAUCCAAUCAGACAUCUUCGCAGGAAACUACAAAUUUCGGCGCAACCAACAUAGACCAACCAAAGAACAGAGAGCUUACGACACAUCUUUGUGCGGGUGGGAUUCCGUGUUCUAUCAGCAAUAUAAAAAAACCGCCUAGUGAGUCCAUAUCAAAUAUACCUAUACUAACUCCAGAACAAUCUCCUACAUAUUCCAAUAUAAGAAAACUGCCUAGUGAGCCUAUAUCAAAUAUGCCUACACUAACUCCAGAACAAUCUCCUACAUAUUCCAAUAUAAGAAAACUGCCUAGUGAGCCUAUAUCAAAUAUGCCUACACUAACUCCAGAACAAUCUCCUACGUAUUUCUAUAAAAACAAGGAAUUUUCUCCAAGAAACGAGAUGAUCAGUGCGCCAAAUCCUGGCACGCCGCAAGUUUUCUAUGCAAUUCCGGACGAUAGUGUAAACUAUUAUUUCAACGACUAUCAAGACAGUAUGAAAGACUAUCUGGACAAUUUAGAGACAGAUUAUCCAGACUACGACGACAAAUCUACAUUUCUGAACGACGGUUUUAAUCUCUACUUGAAAAAAAAUUCCGCGUAUUCGAGCAAUGUUCCUUCGAAUAAAAUUGACUAUUAUAAUUAUGACAACAUACUUUACAGAAACAGCAAUCCUCAAAGAAACGUAGCACCGUUGUAUGUCGUCCCGAUCUCAUCGCAAAUGCGACUUUCAGAUUAUUAUCCGAAAAAAGCGAGGAAGGCUUACGCCACUUACAAGCCGCAACAUUAUUACAAGGAUUACAUAUACGAUACGAAAAACCAAAUAGUACCAAACGUAUAUUAUCGCCGUGCACCGUAUUCGCCACCUGUUUAUUAUUAGUAGGGCACUAUUAUAGAUACGAUGCUGUUAUCGAUUCGUACCACGUUACCUUGAAGCAACGAGUCGAUUGAC
Molecule: messenger RNA, 2171 nt
Organism: Camponotus floridanus (Florida carpenter ant)
Lineage: Eukaryota; Metazoa; Arthropoda; Insecta; Hymenoptera; Formicidae
Product: flocculation protein FLO11
Exons: 5
Coding region: 78-2099 (673 amino acids)
Source: RefSeq, a predicted model, not a curated record